Messenger RNA from Arachis ipaensis, 1039 nucleotides. Lineage: Eukaryota; Viridiplantae; Streptophyta; Magnoliopsida; Fabales; Fabaceae. The record is from RefSeq and is a predicted model, not a curated record.
AGCUUUCCAAUGUCUCUUUUCUUUUCUUUAACAAUUCAGUUGUUCCAAUGUAAUACUCUUAUAUUUAUAGUUCAUAAACUUUUUAGGGACCUUCCCUCUGAUCUCUAUGAUUCUUCUUGUAUUGUAAACAUUAUCCGAUCCUUUCUUCAAGGGCUAACAACCUAAUCUAUGAAAAUAAAUAAUUCCCCAUUUCGUAUAAAAGGAGUUUUUGAAAGUAACACACGAUAGUUAUUUGCUAUAUAUAAUAUGCUCUAGCCUUUACUCUGAUCUACAGGCCAAAAUACUUUUUCAGGGAUUUUGAAUUUUGGGGUGGUUGGUUAUUAAUGUGGUUAGUGAUUAUUACACAUUAUUGAUUGAAGAAAAUAAUGUUUUAGACUUUUAGAUAAGAUUAAAAAAAAAAAAAGCAAAAGCAAAAGAUGAAUAGUGUCAUGCAAUGAAAAAGGUAGAAACCCCUUGGACUAGUUAAUUACAACUUUAACACAAGCUAACGGAAUCACAUUCGAGAAUGGUUCAAAUAAUAAUACAAGAGUUUUAUCUUAUCAUUUAAUUUCUAUCCCUAUCUCUUUUUCAUGAUAAUUUUGAUACAAUUUUAAUUUCUUAUCAAUGGUUGACUGGGAUAUUUGUGCUUAUCUAUGGUUUUGUUGAGAGAAAGCAGUUUUCUGCUGACAUCUCCUCCAAGUUGGGAAGUAGUUUCUAAUCCCUUUGUCAUUGUGGUGUCUGUUUGUACCAUUCUGACUAUGAUUGCUACCUUGCCUGUUGCACAGCUUUUCUUCUUUCACAUCCUCCUUGUUGAAAAGGGAAUCAGCACUUAUGAUUACAUCAUAGCUCUGACGGAGCAAGAGCAGAGCAACAAGGAGUUGGUGGUCAACAUAACUCAUUAAAAUAUAGACUAUAUUCUUAAAAAUAUAGGAUUUGUAAUUAAUACAUUUUCUUGCAGAACUAAAUAAUGCAUAUAUAGAUGCACCAUAUAGUACACAACAAAAUUGCUACCAUGAAUCAAAAUAAAAUAAAAUAAUUAGUCCCUUUUAAUUAUUUUUCA